Messenger RNA from Alternaria infectoria, 1797 nucleotides. RefSeq lists its product as uncharacterized. The record is from RefSeq and is a predicted model, not a curated record. The coding region runs from base 1 to 1797 and encodes 598 amino acids. The transcript is spliced from 3 exons. Gene Ontology annotation, biological process: L-leucine catabolic process. NCBI's taxonomy places the organism in Eukaryota, Fungi, Ascomycota, Dothideomycetes, Pleosporales, Pleosporaceae. Gene Ontology annotation, molecular function: peroxiredoxin activity; 3-methylbutanoyl-CoA dehydrogenase activity; flavin adenine dinucleotide binding.
AUGUUCCUCCGCCCAUACCUAGCAACCGUCCGCUCUCAGACUCGACUCAUCCCACACACCAUCCACUUACGACCCUUCAGCUCUACAACUAUAUUCAAGAUGCGCGUCCCCUACGCCCCAAGCGAGCCCCCAAAUGAAGAAGCCCGCCCAGUCUACGAGCGCAUCGCCGAGCGACGAAAGCCGCGCCCCCUCAUCCCACUCGACCUUGCGCUCCUACAUAACCCCGCGGUAGCAGACGGCUGGAACUCAUUCAUCGGCGCAAUCCGCACGCAAACCAGCUUACCAGCCAACCUGAAAGAACUAGCGAUAAGCCGCAUCGCAGUGCUGAACCACGCAGUCCACGAGUGGGACGUGCAUGCCGCUCUAGCUUUGAAAGCAGGCGCGUCCAAAGAAGUACUUCAGACUAUCUUUGAUUUACCUGUUACAAAACAUGGGAUGGUGGAGAGGGAGGGGCUGUUGGGGUUCAGCAAGGAGGAAUACGCAGUUAUGGUUUAUACAGAUCAGAUGACUGUGGGUGUGCAGGUGGAAGAUAUGGUUGCGGAGAUGGUCAAGGGCGUGUUGGAGGAUACCAUGGUUGUGGAGUUGACGGCGACGGUUGCGGCGUAUAAUGCUCACCCCAAAGCCUUCACACCCCCGUCGCAAUCCGACCUCGACGAGCUCCGCGACUCCGUCCGCGACUUCGCCCAACGCGAGAUUCCCGAAGAUGUUGCCGCGCGCACCGAUAAACAGAAUGAGUUCCCCAACGAAAUGUGGCAGAAGUUCGGCGAAGCGGGUUUCCUAGGCAUAACCGCAGAUGAGGAGUUCGGCGGACUGGCAAUGGGCUACCAAGCCCACUGUGUUGUCAUGGAGGAGCUGUCGCGGGCCAGCGGAAGCAUAGGACUGAGUUACGCGGCACACAGCCAAUUGUGCGUGAACCAGUUGAUGUUGAACGGGAAUGCGGAGCAGAAGAAGAAGUACCUGCCUGGUUUGAUCAGUGGAGAGAAGAUUGGUGGGCUGGCUAUGAGCGAGCAUAGUGCGGGGAGUGAUGUUGUUAGCAUGAAGAGUACGGCGAAGGAGGUGGAUGGUGGAUAUCUGCUUAAUGGCACCAAGAUGUGGAUUACAAACGGCCCAGACGCACACGUAAUAGUCGUCUACGCCAAAACCGAACCCAACGCCGCCUCCAAGGGCAUCACAGCCUUCAUCCUCGAGACCUCUACCCCCGGCUUCAGCGUCGCGAACAAACUAGACAAACUGGGUAUGCGCGGCUCCAACACUGGCGAACUUGUCUUCGAGAACGUCUUCGUCCCCAAGGAAAACGUCCUCGGCGAGAUCAACCGCGGCGUCCGCGUGCUGAUGGAGGGCCUGGAUCUUGAGCGUCUGGUCCUCUCCGCGGGGCCGCUGGGUCUCAUGCAGGCGUCGCUUGAUAACGUCCUUCCCUAUACACACCAGCGGAAACAGUUCGGCAUGCCGAUUGCGCAUAACCAGCUUGUGCAGGGGAAGCUGGCGGACAUGUACACGAAAUACCGGGCUAGUCAGGCUUUCACAUACAGUGUUGCCCGCGCUGUGGAUGAGUCGCAUGCUAGUCCCGAUAUCAAGACACAGGACUGUGCAGGAGCGAUUCUGUAUGCGGCAGAGAGGGCGAGCGAGGUCGCAGCGGAUGCGGUGCAGUUGAUGGGCGGCAUGGGAUACAUGAACGAGGUUCCUGUUGGACGGAUACUCAGGGAUGCAAAGUUGUACGAGAUUGGCGCUGGAACGAGUGAGGUGAGGAGAAUGGUUAUUGGACGGGCGUUUAACAAGGAGUGGAAGCAGGAGAUAUAG